Pyricularia grisea is the source of this 1758-nucleotide messenger RNA. RefSeq lists its product as uncharacterized. Gene Ontology annotation, molecular function: FAD binding; oxidoreductase activity. The transcript is spliced from 2 exons. Lineage: Eukaryota; Fungi; Ascomycota; Sordariomycetes; Magnaporthales; Pyriculariaceae. The coding region runs from base 1 to 1758 and encodes 585 amino acids. The record is from RefSeq and is a predicted model, not a curated record.
AUGUCUCUCUCAUUGCUACUUGUGGCUCUUUCUUUCACACAACCAACAAAUGCCCUUCCUGCUGAAACAAACCUCCUCGCCAGCUGCAAGCCCAUCCCUGGAGACUCCGCCUGGCCAAGCCAAACAACAUGGAAUACGCUCAACGAGACCCUGAACGGCAGGUUGAUUGCCAGCAUUCCACAAGCAGCCAUCUGCCAUCCAGGGGGCUACUCCAUUCUCGCGCAGAACGCCACGGCGUGCGAGUCGCUGACGAAGACGUGGGACUCUCCGCUCACAGCUAUUGAUUCUCCCGUCGAUAUCAUGAACCCUUGGUAUCAGAAUGGUUCUUGCAGUCCGUUCUAUAACCUCAACAAUACCUGCAAGCUGGGUAACUAUGCUAGCUACAUGGUAAAUGUUUCACGUGCCGACGAUGUCAUGACGGCGAUCAAGUUUGCGCGCAGUGAGAAUGUCCGACUGGUCAUCAAGAACACCGGUCAUGAUUUCCUCGGCAAAUCCACGGGCAAGGGCGCCCUUUCCUUAUGGACUCGCAACCUCCGCAACCUUAGCAUCAUCCCAGCUUACACCAGCCAGUCCUACACAGGGCCAGCAGUCAAGAUCGGGGUUGGUCUUAGCGGCGCAGAGGUCCUCAUGGCCGUGUCCAAGCAAAACUACCGCAUUGUCUCGGGUGACUGCCCAACCGUCGGUAUCGCCGGUGGUUACAGCGCCGGUGGCGGCCAUGGAGCCCUGAAUAACGUCUACGGGCUUGCUGCCGAUAACGUACUCGAGUGGGAGGUUGUCACGGCCGACGGUCGGCACUUGGUUGCCACACCCCAGGAGAAUGCUGAUCUGUACUGGGCAAUGACGGGCGGCGGCGCUGGCACUUUCGCUGUGGCUUUGAGCAUGACGACGAGGCUGCACCAAGAUGCGCCCCUUGCCGCCGCCACGUUGAGCUUCAAUGCCAGCGCCUCCAAGAGCAACGAAAGCUACGAAGCUGCACUCGAGGCAUGGUGGAAGUUCCUGCCAACCUUGGUGGACACGGGCGCGGCGCCGGCCUUCAACCUUUACGACGGCGGGUUUCUGGUCUUCAACACGACGGCAUCCAAUCAAACCGCCCAAGGCCUGGCUGCCGUUUACAAGCCAUAUCUUUCUACACUGGAAAGCCUGAGUGUGCCGUACACUUUCAACACCUACACGGCUCCUUCGUACUUUGCGCACUACGACAAAAUGUACGGGCCGCUGCCGGUCGGACCGUACCUGGGCUCGCCCCUGUUCAACAGCCGCCUGGUCCCACGCGGUGCCGGGUCGGACCCGAAGCCCAUCGUGCAGUCGAUGCUGACCUCGAUGCGCCUGGACAAGGGCGCGGACUGGCAAUUCGGAUGCAUGGGCAUCUCCGUGUCCUCGCCGUCGCUGCGGCACGCCGACAACGCCGUGGCGCCCUUUUGGCGCGACGCCGUCGCCAUAUGCCUCGAGUUCUCCAACUACAACUGGACCAUCCCCGAGGCCGAGAUGCUGGCGCGCCGGACGCAGCUGGCCGACGUCGUGCACAAGAGCUUUGUCGAUGCCACUCCCGGGUCCGGCGCGUAUCUGAACGAAGCUGACCCUCUGGUCUACCCCGCCGCUGAUGUGAAAAAGUGGCAGGAUGCGUUCUACGGCGGUAACUAUGGUCGCCUGCGGGAGAUCAAGAAUACGUGGGAUCCAGAGGGUAUCUUUUAUGCCUUUACAGCUGUGGGUAGUGAGGAUUGGGUCACGGAUGGGGAGGGAAGGCUUUGUAAAGCCUAG